Molecule: messenger RNA, 2188 nt
Organism: Ctenocephalides felis (cat flea)
Lineage: Eukaryota; Metazoa; Arthropoda; Insecta; Siphonaptera; Pulicidae
Product: NADP-dependent malic enzyme-like
Exons: 10
Coding region: 67-1857 (596 amino acids)
Biological process (GO): malate metabolic process; pyruvate metabolic process
Cellular component (GO): mitochondrion
Molecular function (GO): NAD binding; malate dehydrogenase (decarboxylating) (NAD+) activity; malate dehydrogenase (decarboxylating) (NADP+) activity
Source: RefSeq, a predicted model, not a curated record
CUAAUGUCAGCGCUUACAAGCGAUCAUUUGUUUUUUCCCGAACCAGUCAGUCUUUUAAAGUAUUGAAUGCCGAUCGGUCGCGCUAUUGUUGCACACCGUUUAUUAUUUCGCGACAAUUGUGCAAUAGAUCGAUUCAUAGUUGCCGGUUUUUCCAAAAUUUCCGUCAUGUCUACGAAUUUGGUUUAUAGCGAGAGCACGUCCCGUCUGACAGGAAUCGACCAUUUGCGCAGCGCGCAACUGAACAAGGACACGGCAUUCACAAUCCCGGAACGCCAGCAACUCGGCAUUCAUGGCAUGAUAGCGCCGGUGGUGCAGACGCAGGAUCAACAAAUUGCGGUCUGCAAAGCAUUGAUUGACCGAUGUCCCACCGACUUGGAUAAGGCUCUCUACUUACUCAAUCUCCUGGACCAAAAUCAGCGUUUGUUUUUCAAGAUUUUAGCUGAAGACAUUGAACGAUACAUGCCGUUAGUUUACACGCCGACGGUUGGUGCAACAUGUAUGAAUUACGCGCUUGCCUAUCGCAGGGGACGCGGCAUGUACAUCAGCAUCCAGGAUAAAGGAUAUAUCAUACAGAUCUUGAGAAAUUGGCCUGAAACCGAUGUGCGUGCAAUUUGUGUAACAGACGGUGAACGUAUCCUGGGACUUGGUGAUUUAGGUGCUUAUGGAAUGGGAAUACCAGUUGGAAAAUUAGCCCUUUACACAGCACUUGGAGGUGUCAAACCUUACCAAUGCUUGCCCAUUACCUUAGAUGUCGGAACAAAUACCGAAAAGUUGUUACAAGAUCCUUUAUAUAUUGGGCUUCGUCAGAAACGUGUUACUGGUGCUGAGUAUGAUGAAUUUAUUGAAGAAUUUAUGCAGGCUACUGUUCAGAGAUUUGGUCGCAACUGUCUGAUACAGUUCGAAGAUUUUGGCAAUUCUAACGCUUUCCGCCUGCUGGAAAAGUAUAAAAACAAUUAUUGCACAUUCAAUGAUGACAUUCAAGGCACAGCCAGUGUAGCUCUAUCAGGACUUCUAUCCUGUAUGCGCAUCACCAAAAAUAAACUGACCGACCACCGCAUAUUGUUCCAAGGAGCCGGAGAGGCUGCAUUAGGAAUAGCAGAUUUGUGCGUGAUGACAAUGACACGCGAGGGUCUAUCUCUAGAGGAAGCCAGAGAGAGAAUAUUUUUGGUAGACUCCAAAGGACUUGUUGUACUCAAUCGACCAGCUGGCGGUGUUAAUAAAUUGAAAGAAGUUUAUGCCAAAAAUUUUCCACCAACCGACAGUCUUGUGGAAGCUGUCAAAGUUGUAAAACCAACUGCUAUAAUUGGAGUGUCUGCAAUUGGUGGCGCGUUUAAUGCAGAAAUUUUACGACUGAUGGGAUGCAAUAAUGAACGGCCGAUUAUUUUUGCGCUUUCCAAUCCAACACAUAAGGCCGAAUGUACGGCAGAAGACGCUUACACCCACACAGAGGGUCGCUGCAUAUUUGCUUCUGGUUCACCAUUCCCUCCAUUCGAGUUGAAUGGUCGCACUCACAUGACCGGACAAGGUAAUAACGCGUAUAUCUUCCCUGGAAUUGGACUGGGUGUAGUCGCCUUUGGUAUACAUACGAUAGAUGAUGAAAUAUUCCUUAUUGCCGCUGAGGCCUUGUCUGAAUUGGUAACGGAAGAAGUUUUAGAAACUGGUUCGGUAUAUCCACCUUUGACGAGAAUUCGGGAGUGCUCUUUACGCAUUGCUGUAGCCAUAGCUGAACAUGCAUAUAAAAAAGGAACCGCUACCGUUAUACCCGAGCCCGAGGAUAAGGAGAUGUUCUUGAAAGAACAAAUGUAUAAUCCCGAAUAUACACCAUCAAUCUUGCCUUCUUACGAAUGGUCAGCGUAAUAAUACAAACACAACUUACUAAAAUUUUAAUUACUACUUAAUGGCAAAAAUUACAUACUAGAUUCUAAAGGUUGUUGCUCCACUGUAUAUACAUCUCAUUCAGCUUAACUUUGAUGAUUUGACCAAGGUGUCUCAUCGAAACCGCCUUACUCAGUAUUCAUUAAUUACUUCACAACCAUCUGCAUGAUGAUAUUUGUCAGGAUUGCAAAGUAUUCGACUGAAAUUUAUAUCGAAUGACAAAGUAUUUAAUACGAGGAAUGAUGUUCAUAAAUAUAUUUAUAAAUCGGUGUAGGUUAUCUAUUUAUUUCCAUCCAUUUGCAACAUAUAGAAU